GUCAGAGAGCGGAGCAGUAGAGUGAGUGUGGAUGUGCAUGUGCGUCGCUCCGGUUGAGGUGGGUGGAGAAGUUUGCCCAAAGACGAGCGUGGAUCCCUGAGAGAGAGACAGAGAGAGAGGGAGAGAGAAAGAGAGAGACGAUGCCUUCCUCCUCUAACACACUCCCACACGCUGCUCUGUGGAUUUGCUGAUUGCCAACAUUGUUUUUCUUUUUUUGUUUUUUUCUUCUUCUUUUUAUUUCUCCUGCAAAAAGAAAGGAUUGAUUUUGAGCCAGAGGAUGCCCCCACAGGUCAUUCGGAUUCUCUAUGUCUUGUCUUUCUGCUUUUUCCAAGGAGGCUUUAUCAGACUGAGCUCCUGUAAGGAGGAGAUAAAGCCCCCCACUGGGGCAGGACCACAGCUGUCACCGUCUGACUUCCUGGACAAGCUCAUGGGAAAAACGUCAGGAUAUGAUGCCCGCAUCAGACCAUAUUUCAAAGGUCCACCUGUGAAUGUCACCUGUAAUAUCUUCAUCAACAGCUUUGGGUCCAUUACAGAAACUACAAUGGACUACAGGCUCAAUGUAUUUCUGCGGCAAAAAUGGAACGACCCUCGUCUGGCGUAUAGGGAAUACCCGGACGAUUCCCUUGAUCUGGAUCCAUCCAUGUUGGACUCCAUCUGGAAGCCCGAUUUGUUCUUUGCGAACGAGAAAGGAGCCAAUUUCCACGAGGUCACCACUGAUAACAAGCUGCUGCGGAUUUUCAACGACGGCAGCGUUCUCUAUAGCAUCAGGCUGACUCUUACCCUGUCCUGCCCUAUGGACUUGAAGAAUUUCCCAAUGGACAUUCAGACCUGUACCAUGCAGCUUGAAAGCUUCGGUUACACCAUGAAUGACUUGAUCUUUGAGUGGCUGUCUGAGAACCCGGUUCAGGUGGCUGAAGAUCUCACCCUCCCACAGUUUGUGCUGAAAGACGAGAUGGAUUUGGGCUACUGCACCAAGUAUUAUAACACAGGUAAAUUCACCUGCAUUGAGGUGAAGUUUCAUCUGGAGCGUCAAAUGGGCUACUACUUGAUCCAGAUGUACAUCCCUUCCCUGCUCAUCGUCAUCCUCUCGUGGGUUUCUUUCUGGAUAAACAUGGACGCUGCACCUGCCAGAGUGGGUCUGGGCAUCACCACGGUGCUGACCAUGACCACGCAGAGCUCUGGUUCAAGAGCCUCACUGCCCAAGGUGUCCUAUGUGAAGGCCAUUGACAUUUGGAUGGCGGUGUGUCUUCUGUUUGUGUUUGCCGCUCUGCUGGAGUACGCAGCAGUUAACUUUGUCUCAAGGCAACACAAGGAGUUCAUCAGGCUGAGGAAAAAGCAGCGGCAGCAAAGGAUAGAGGACGAACUGAUGAGGGAGAGCCGAGGUUUUUACUUCCGGGGUUAUGGACUGGGUCACUGCCUGCAGAAGGACGGUGUCGCCGUGGAGGGGGCCACUGUCUUCACGCCGCCACCCGUGGUUACCGAGUGCAACGAAGACACAAUUCACAAGCGUUUCGUGGACCGGGCCAAGCGCAUUGACACUGUAUCCAGAGCAGUCUUUCCCUUGAGUUUUCUCAUAUUCAACAUCUUCUACUGGAUCACCUUCAAAGUGCUGCGACACGAGGACGUCCAUGCAAAUUUGUAAAAACGCUCUCUGCCGACCCCAGAUGCUUCAUUUUUUUUUUCUUCUUCAGAACCAAAACUGCCUGUCAGAUCUACAUUACAGUGUCGAGAGGUAGAUCUGCUUUUUUCCAACUACUACUUAAAAAAAACAAAACAACAACUUUGUGCUCAGGUGCGUCAUCAGGAUCUCGGACAGAGUGAUAACGAGGAAAGUCAAAGUGAAGCUGCGUGGAUUCAGGCCAGUGUGCUUGUCUCUCUCUGUCAACUGGUGAUAAUUGUGAAUGUUUGCUUGAACGUUUAGAGAAGUUAAUGUUGAUCCUGGCGGAAUGAGAUAUACUGACUUGAAUUUUGACACUGCGCAUCUCUGAAUGAAUGUUUUUGAGAAUAAAAAAGAAAAAGUUUUUAUUAAAAAAAAACAUAUUUAGAUUAUCAAUGGGUAUAAUAGAUGUGGGGAAGGAAAAGGGUCUUUGGUAUUUAUGAUUAUUCAAUAGGUGGUGAUGAUUACAUUUAGCUACUUGUAACAAGAGAUUAUAUAUAUAUGUAUAAGUGUAUAAAGUGUAUAUACACAAAGCUGUUCAUUAAACUGCACAAAGCACAAAUAUGUACUUCUUAUUGUCUAAAUUUAAAUAAAUUGUUAUUCUGCCAGGAAAUCAUUUUUGUUCCUGUUUAACUUGGAGAUGUGAUUGAUUACUUUGAAAAACAACGUCGCAAAAAGAAAUGUGUUUUUCUGUGUAUUGGUAAUUUAGUCACAGACGAAAUGCGUCACGCACAUGAUGUUUUCUUCAUUGGAGUUCUGUAAUAGAGCCCAUCCCCAAGGAGUCAAUGAAAAAAAAACCUUAAACCGAAGGUGGAAAUCAAAUUCCAUCCUCGCAAACGCUGCAGAUGUAAAAUAAGUAAUCACAUCAGUGGCUCCAUCUCUUUUUGUCAAUAAUGGCCGUAAUUGUUAGCUGUGGAAUCACAUACACUUGCAUAAUCAGUCAGGGUGGACUUGUGGGCAAAGUUGUUGAAGAAAUUGCAAGAUCUUGUUGUUCCUCAGUCUCUGGAGAGUGACUCUGAAGGUUUGGAAAUGUGGGGAUGCAGUGGAGUGGGAGCAAGGAGUUUGUUUGUUUGUUUUUCUAAAUAGAAAAUCAGAGGGUGGUUUUAUGAACUAAUGAGUCUGCAAACCACUUGGUUUUCCAAUUCUAAUGGCAAUUAAUUCAAAUGCACACACAGUAUAUUGUAACAUUCUGAGUAGUCUUGUGUUUCCUGUGUCUGUUUCACGUUUUAUUUUGAAACAAUUUCCAUUGCCUUUCGUUUCAGAGUCUGCUUCCUGUAAAGUUUCUCU
Solea senegalensis (Senegalese sole) is the source of this 2944-nucleotide messenger RNA. RefSeq names its product glycine receptor, alpha 4a (gene glra4a). Gene Ontology annotation, cellular component: synapse; neuron projection; plasma membrane. Gene Ontology annotation, molecular function: glycine binding; transmembrane signaling receptor activity; chloride channel activity. NCBI's taxonomy places the organism in Eukaryota, Metazoa, Chordata, Actinopteri, Pleuronectiformes, Soleidae. The record is from RefSeq and is a predicted model, not a curated record. The coding region runs from base 278 to 1642 and encodes 454 amino acids. The transcript has 9 exons. Gene Ontology annotation, biological process: signal transduction; chemical synaptic transmission; regulation of membrane potential.